GCCCCGAGCCGCGCGGCUCCGGGGGGCGAUUCUGUUUCCAGGGCGGAGGGGCAGAGCUUCACGAAGGCUGAUCUUGAGGAUCUAUGGGAUGCGAACCUCGCCAGCCUGAAGUUGCAGGCGCUAGCGCAACUUCUGGCCAUCGACCAGAUCGCGCCGGCGCAGGGGGGGGGGCCUCAGACGGGAGGCAAGGCCGAGACGGGCGACUCUGCGUUCCAGAGUGAUUCCCGCGGCGGGAAAGGUUCUGGGGGCAAGGCGGGCUGCGCAAGCUCCACGGGUGGCAGGAACUACGGGGAUGACGAGAGCGCGGGGGCGUCUGUAGAUGGGACGCCCUCUGCCGGCGGCGCCGGCGCGGGGGAGCAGUCUGGGGAUGCCGGGGCGCCUUCUGCCGGCGAGCAGCCGCCUCUGGGCGGCGGCUCGGGUGCAGGGGAUUAG
Molecule: messenger RNA, 432 nt
Organism: Prorocentrum cordatum
Lineage: Eukaryota; Dinophyceae; Prorocentrales; Prorocentraceae
Source: the annotation of a GenBank genome assembly